Molecule: messenger RNA, 2520 nt
Organism: Penicillium cinerascens
Lineage: Eukaryota; Fungi; Ascomycota; Eurotiomycetes; Eurotiales; Aspergillaceae
Product: tRNA methyltransferase RSM22
Exons: 1
Coding region: 1-2520 (839 amino acids)
Biological process (GO): translation
Cellular component (GO): mitochondrial small ribosomal subunit
Molecular function (GO): structural constituent of ribosome; methyltransferase activity
Source: RefSeq, a predicted model, not a curated record
AUGCUGUCCAGACCUUCAGCAUCGAGCGCCAGCUGUCCUCAUGCUAGGCAGUUACUGCGCUCCCGGGCUUAUCGCAAUGCCGGUUCGCGACAGGUCCAUGGAGUUACGGGCGGCUUAGCGACGCAACAGAAACGAAACGCAACCCAGCGACGCCCCUAUUCGGUCGCUUCCCAACCCUCAUCAUGCAAAUUCUAUUUUUCCAAGCCCACCGUACCGCAAUGGGCCCCUGGACAGAGAGCCAUGUCCACCGCAGCGCCCUCCGCCGAAACGCCACAGCCCAGUGAAACGCACCACAUCAACGCUCUGAUCGAACGCAUCAAUGCGAAUGAAGACGAAAUGGCUCAAUUAAUGAAUGAUUUGGAUAUGAUGGGCGACCCCGAAGACAUGGAAGGCAUACGUGAAUUCGUUGAGUUCCUCAGCGAGCGAGACCAGCACAGCCCAGAAUCGUGGGUACACCUCGUUCGGCAACAGUUCGGGGACACCAUCCCAGAGGGAGUCCUGGACGAAUCGGAGAUGAAACUCUACACAUCGCUCUAUGGCGAACCUAUCGUCCAAGAGAUAUUCGAAGAGUCCAUUGCGGAGGAUGACGAGCAGGAUUCCGAUCAAUUAUACCGCGAAGACAGAGAUGCGAACUGGGAAGAAAUCAAGUACGAAGAAGAAGUGAAGGCCGAGGAUGAUGUUCCCGUUGUGUACGAUAUGGAGGUUGGCCCCGAGGAGGAGGAGACAAUCGCCAUGCGCCGAACCCGUGAAGUGGCCGAGCAGCUAGGCGGAGAGGUUAUGCUGGAGCAGUUUGAGAACGAGGCUGUGCCCGAUUCUGCUCCGCGAUCCCACCCCUUGACGACAGAGGGAAAGUUUCAGACGGACCCUAGCACGAUUCAUCUGCCGAAGAGCACUGUAACCGGUCCCAUCUCGGUCAUUCUGUCCGAGUUCUCCAACAGGCACAUCGCUGAUACCGCACAUCGCCUGUUCGGUGGAGCAGGCUUGCCUCAUUCCACUACAACUGCUCCUCCGCGUGCCCAGCUGCCACAGCUGCCAAUUCCUCUGACUGCAUCCCAACACUUCAUGGGAGAAAUGGAGGCCAAUGCUUUCCUGGCGGCCUUGUAUCCUGGAAUCUACGCUUCGACACUCAGCGUCCUGGUCGAAAUUCGGAAGCGAUUGGGAACUGACUGGAUUCGUGAACUCAUCUCUCAAGAAGGUGGCCCCAACGUUCUUGAUGCCAGUGGCGGUGGUGCUGGUAUUCUGGCCUGGAGAGAUAUUGUCCGCGCAGAAUGGGAGACCAUGGUCCCCGAUCACCCCGAUGGAGCGCCUAUCCCCUAUGGCCGAUCCACCGUUUUGACAGGCUCGGAUACGCUACGUCUGCGUGCGAGUGCAAUGCUCGAUAAUACUACCUUCCUCCCCCGUUUACCAGACUACCUUCAUGUGCGCGAGGGACCAACCUUACAUGAUACCCGGGCGGCUCCUAAGCGCAAGCAAUUCGAUGUGAUCAUUGCACCGCACUCACUCCUUAAUAUCGAGGAAGAUUAUGAGCGCAAGGCCUAUGUCGAGAACCUCUGGGCACUUCUCAACCCCAACGGCGGCAUCCUCAUUUUGCUCGAGAAGGGUCGUCAAAAGGGCUUUGAGGCGAUUGCCGGUGCCCGUGAGAUGCUUCUCAAGCGCCAUAUCGCAAGCCCCGAUUCUACGGAGUAUGCUACUGCCCUGGAAUCCCCCGUGGAGAGUGAGACUGUGGCCAAGGAGCCCGGUAUGAUCAUCGCCCCCUGCACCAACCACUCGACGUGCCCCAUGCACAACACCUCAGGGCCGACGAAGGGCCGCAAGGAUUAUUGCCAUUUCGAACAACGGUACAUCCGGCCGGCAUUCCUGCAGCGCAUCAUGGGUGCCAAGGAUCGCAACCACGAAGAUAUCAAGUUUAGCUAUGUCGCCGUGCAGCGAGGCGUAGAUAUGCGGCAGAAGCGCGGCAUUCGCCAGGAUGCCGAAGCGACCGACGCCGCUUUCGAAGGCUUUGAGCACCAAGACGAAUCAUCUCGAGAAUUCCAGCCUCUCGCCCUCCCUCGCGCAGUCUACCCGCCUCUCAAACGCCGCGGUCAUGUCAUCUUCGAUCUUUGCACACCGGCCGGCAAGAUCGAGCGCUGGACGGUCCCACGCUCCUUCAGCCGUCAGGCCUACCGUGACGCCCGCAAGUCCCACUGGGGUGACCUCUGGGCUCUCGGAGCGAAGACGCGCAUUCCGCGCAAGCUGAACCUCGGCGACAAGCACGGCGAGGGCAAAAAAGAGCGACUCGCUCGGCGGGCGGCGGACAAGGCUGCCAUGCGCGAAGUUGACGAGGAGGGUGACAUCGAUGAGCAUGCCCGAGAUGAGGAAGAAGACGAUGAGGAGGAGUUGGCAGACGGAAAACGUAACCGUUCCGCGCUCCCGGAGAUUCCUAUGCGGAAGAAGGGCCAGAACAUCCCGAGUUGGAAGAAGCAUGCGGAUAAGAAGAAGAUUCGACAAGCUAUGAGAAAGCGUUCUGCGGAAGAUCUUUAA